GUACAUCGAAUCCGUAAUUACCUUGUAGAAGCUUCAAAAACCGCCAACGGCGAGUUCCGAACCCACAUACAGCGCGACCAACCAGGUUUCUGCAAUAGACACGUGACUGUAUCCGGAGAGGGCGAUUCCUUCUUUGAAUACCUCUUAAAAGAGUGGAUUCGAACUGAUCAUCAAGACGUUCAAGCUAUAGAACUCUACAACAAAUCCCUCACCACAUUUGAUCGUCUUCGAAUGAUCCGAACUAGUGCUAAAGGAAGUGUCUACCUGACUGACUCGCAACAUGGAUCCCCAGGCCAAAGUAUGUCCCAUUUGGCCUGUUUCGCAGGUGGAAUGUUCGCUCUGGGUGCUGAGACGAAAGACGAAAGUGAUAAGUGGUUUAAGCGGGGAAAGGAUUUGACUCAAACAUGUCGUAAAUCUUAUGCCCAGACUGAGACGGGAUUAGGUCCUGAGAGCUUCGUCUUUACGGACUCGAUCGAUGCGGUUGCAGUAUCUGGCAAUGCUAAGUUCUAUUAUCUUCGACCGGAGACUGUAGAAUCCUAUUUCUAUAUGUGGAGGUUUACACAUGAUCCGAUAUAUCGGAAAUACGCCUGGGAUGUCGUACAGGCACUAGAGAAGCAUUGUCGGGUGAAUAGUGGUUACUCCGGCUUGCGUAAUGUAAACGACUCAAACCCAGAAUUAGACGAUGUGCAGCAGAGCUAUUUCAUAGCCGAAACCCUAAAAUACCUCUAUCUAAUCUUCUGCGAUGACUCUGUUCUCCCCUUGGAUCGGUGGGUAUUCAACACCGAGGCUCAUCCCUUCCCCAUCAUACCUCGAUCGACAGCUUGA
Molecule: messenger RNA, 825 nt
Organism: Rodentolepis nana
Lineage: Eukaryota; Metazoa; Platyhelminthes; Cestoda; Cyclophyllidea; Hymenolepididae
Source: the annotation of a GenBank genome assembly